Messenger RNA from Equus caballus (horse), 6130 nucleotides. RefSeq names its product transmembrane channel like 3 (gene TMC3). Gene Ontology annotation, cellular component: plasma membrane. Gene Ontology annotation, molecular function: mechanosensitive monoatomic ion channel activity. The record is from RefSeq and is a predicted model, not a curated record. NCBI's taxonomy places the organism in Eukaryota, Metazoa, Chordata, Mammalia, Perissodactyla, Equidae.
GGGCAGCGUGAGGAGCCGUUGGUCAGCUGGAGCAGACCCCUCCUGCUGGCUUCCCAGUGCCCUGCCCGCAGCAGGUCAGCUCCCAUGAAACCCUCAAAGGCGUCCCAGCGCUACAGGAGCGUGCGGAGGAACGCCGGCCAGCACUAUUUCUACCAGGAGUCUCUGCUGCUCAGCAACUUGGACGACAGCUUCAAUGCUGACGAAACGGGGGACAGCACUGAUCCAGAGAAGAUCUUCCAGAAUAUCCAGUUUCAGAAGGAUCUCAUGGCAGACAUUCGCUGCAGACCCUGGACCAUGGGACAGAAGCUGAGGGCGCUGAGACGAGCGAAGGAGAUCGUGCUGAAGUUUGAGGGGAGGCUGACCCGGACUCGAGGCUACCAGGCAGCAGGUGCGGAGCUCUGGCGCAAGUUUGCUCGUCUCGCCUGUAACUUUGUGGUCAUCUUCAUCCCCUGGGAAAUGAGGAUAAAGAAGAUUGAGAGUCAUUUUGGAUCGGGCGUUGCCUCCUAUUUCAUAUUCUUGAGAUGGCUGUUUGGAAUUAAUAUUGUGCUCACGAUUAUGACAGGUGCCUUCAUCGUCAUUCCAGAGCUCAUUGCCGGCCAGCCCUUUGGAAGUACGGCCAGCAAGACCAUCCCUCAGGAGCACGUAGCUUCGGCCCAAGACCUGGACACUGUCUGGUCCCUGGGGGGUUACCUGCAAUACUCAGUCCUCUUCUAUGGCUACUACGGCCGGGAGCGGCGGAUCGGCAGGGCCGGCUACCGGCUGCCCUUGGCGUACUUCCUGGUGGGGAUGGCCGUGUUCGCUUACAGCUUCAUCAUUCUCUUGAAAAAGAUGGCGAAGAACUCCCGCACCAGCCUCGCCAGCGCCUCCAAUGAGAACUACACCUUCUGCUGGCGGGUCUUCUGUGCCUGGGAUUAUCUCAUCGGCAACCCAGAGGCCGCAGAGAGCAAGACGGCCGCCAUCGUGAAUAGCAUCCGGGAGGCGAUCCUGGAGGAACAGGAAAAGAAGAAAAGCAAAAACCUAGCCGUGACCAUCUGCCUGAGGGUCAUUGCCAACAUCCUGGUGCUUCUGUCGCUGGCUGGGAGCAUUUAUCUCAUCUACUUCGUGGUGGACCGGUCCCAGAAGCUGGAGCAGUCCAAGAAGGAGCUGACGCUCUGGGAGAAGAACGAGGUGAGCGUGGUCGUCUCCCUCGUCACCAUGCUGGCACCAUCCGCCUUCGACCUCAUCGCCGCCCUGGAGAUGUACCACCCUCGGACCACCCUGCGCUUCCAGCUGGCCAGGGUCCUCGUGCUGUAUCUGGGGAACCUCUACAGUCUGAUCAUCGCUCUCCUGGACAAAGUCAACAGCAUGAGCACCGAGGAAGCUGCUGCCAAAAACAGCACGAGUCCCUGGGUAGAUUCCACCGUCAUCUUUGCCACCAGGACAGCCCCUGAGGAAGGGAAAUGGUCCACACCUGGGCCCGGGAUGGGGCUCAGGAGAAACAGCACGUGGGCCCUGGAGGAAGCUGGCCUCCCGACUUCCACCCCGCCUCUCUCAGAGGACAACAGGACCACCGUCUACACCCAGAGGCCGCAAGACCAGUGCUGGGAAACAUACGUUGGGCAGGAGAUGCUGAAGCUUUCCAUCAUCGACAUGCUCUUCACGGUGGCCAGCAUCCUGCUCAUAGACUUCUUCCGAGGGCUUUUCGUUCGGUACCUGAGCGACUACUGGUGUUGGGACCUGGAAAGCAAGUUUCCUGAAUACGGGGAAUUCAAAAUAGCCGAGAACGUGCUGCAUCUGGUCUACAACCAAGGGAUGAUCUGGAUGGGGGCCUUCUUCUCCCCCUGCCUGCCUGCCUUCAACGUCCUCAAGCUGAUCGGGCUCAUGUACCUGAGGAGCUGGGCGGUGCUGACCUGCAACGUGCCCCACCAGCAGGUGUUUCGAGCCUCCAGAUCCAACAACUUCUACUUGUCAAUGCUCCUGUUUAUGCUCUUCCUGUGCAUGCUGCCGACCAUUUUCGCUAUCGUCCGAUACAAGCCAUCUCUAAACUGUGGGCCGUUCAGUGGACAAGAGAAGAUUUACGACAUUGUGUCGGAGACGAUAGAGAAGGACUUCCCGGCGUGGUUCGGCUCCGCGAUGGGGUACGUCAGCAGCCCCGUGGUCAUCCUGCCAGGCGUGCUGCUGCUUCUCUUGCUCAUCUACUACCUGCAGAGCAUCGCCAGGUCCCUGAAGCUCAGCAACCACCAGCUCAAGAUGCAAAUCCAAAAUGCAAGAUCUGAAGAUAAGAAAAAGGUUGCCCAAAUGGUAGAAGCCCGAAUCCAGACGCAGGACGAAGGCGCCAAGAGGCUUGCGAAGGACAGUGACCUUGGCAGCCAGCUGUCCUCAGCUCCCUCCGCCACUCCCCAGAACGACUGCACCGCGGUCAGCUUCGACUCACCCAGUGGCAAGAGCGGCAGGGUGGAGGCCGUCGCCCAACCCACACCCUGGAGUCCCGGGCCAGGGACCAGCAGUCCCAGUGCGUCACUUCCCGGCGUCUCCAAAUCCAGGCCAGGGCAAGAUGGGAACAGGUAUCCACGGGGUCCGGGGACCAGCACAGGAGACCGUCCCAGGAACCGAGCCUGCACACCUGUCACGUUUGCAGAACGCCUCGGAGACGCUCACUCAGAGCCUCUUUACCGAAGAGACUUCUGGCGAAUCCACCCUCCUCUUCCUGGACCGGGGGUCUCGGGCCCGGGGCCACAUGGCCACAGGCCCCACGCCCCCAGGUACUAUGUCGUCAAUGAGCGUGACUCUCACAAAAAGCCCCAUCAGACUUUCUGGCCGGAGAGACAUUUCAAGAUCGACGCCUUAGGGGACGUCGUGGAGAUGUUCCCCCGGAAUGUGCGGCCCUGUGGGUCCCGGGCGCCUCAGCCGGCUCGCUCUCCGCAGCUGAGUGACGAGGAGGAGGAGGAGACGCUGAGGAGAGAGUGGGUCAAGGGGUACUUCCACCCUCGCUCCCUGAUCGACCUCCACGGGGCCCCCCAUUUCUACGUCGGUGAGAGGUCAGGGAGCCAGACGCUGGCUCCCGAGCACCAGGGAUGGGGGCUCUAUACGUCCUGGAACGACGGUUUUGAGGGUCCCCUUGACAGGCCGGUGUACAUGCACAGAAAGCCGCGCCCCCGGAAUGUCCAGCACCUGCAGCAGCCCCCGAGGCCCAGGGCCAAGCCCCGGGGUGAGCCGGCCCUCACCGAGUCUGACUCCAUGUCGGCAGCCUCCAGCAGCGACCCGCAGAACAGCGGCACUGACCAGUACCUGCAGAUCACGCCCAGCCCGGGCAAGUUCUCCAGGCCUGCCGGCCCGCUCACAAGGAGGAAGGCUGUGUCCAGGCAGGAGCUGACUGCAGAUCUGAGCAACCUGAUCUGUUCGAACGUCUAGGGCUCCUUCUGGGGUCCCAUCUGUAGCGAGUCAAGCCGUGUGGGAGCACUGAUGCGCUCUGACAGCAUGUGGACCCUCCCCUCCUGCAAAGAGACGACACACCCUGAGGGGCGCUGGAGACCGUGGGGCGCAUCCAGGCCUCUCAGCUGCCGGCUGCAGCCCCCACACUCACGGGGCCACGACUCCCUGUCCUACAAUGGCCACCUGCCAUGGGUUGUUCCUGGGGCCUCUCUGCGUCCAGCACUUCCACACAUUAGACCAUCCUUUCAAAAAGCUUUGGGAUGGCAAAUCGCAGGCAAGCCGGACGGCCCCUCCCGAUCGCAGAGGCCUCACGGGAGAUGUCUGUGUGUCCUUAAUCGCGAGGGAGCUGUCCAUAUUGCGAGGCCCUCUUUUGCACACAAAAUUCAGUCCUCCCAGAGGAGUGCCCAGAAAUGAGGCGGCUGUCCUUAAAUAUUCAGAGAGCUGAAUUAGUUCAUAUAAAUAGUCAGUUUAGUAACGACAAGAGUAAUUAAAAUUUACUGGGAUCUCCCUCUACUGUUCACUGAGCUGUGUGUCCAUAUUAAUUAGCCAAGGCACUUGGAUGCCAGGGAACGAAAUCUCCAAGGCGGAUGGGCUCCUUUGCUUGCAGAGGGUGGGAGUCAAGCUGGCUUCAGGUGCAGCUGGACCAAGGGCAUCCAACGUCUUCAGGAUUCUGUCUUUUCACCUCUCAGCUGGACUGCUGUUUGUUGACCUCAUUUUCUCCUACUGCCAAGUCCCUGUGGCAGGUGGGGGAGGAAUUCACGGCCACAGAAAAUUCCCGGGUUAGGGCACCCAGCCAACGAGCCAGGGAAAGAACAGACUCGUCGUUUCUCAGCUCACAUCAUCUUCACGUUUGUGGCUGAGGCCUUUGUCACCGGCAUCAUGAGGGUUUGGGCAGCAGUGCGUUCAGCCGGCCAUGGCAGCCAGAAGCACCCCCCGGUCCUAUUUCCAGGACAACUCUUUUUGCUCUAAAUUGCGUCUUUAAGUUCGCUGUCUCCCCCACCAGCCCGUGAGGACCUUCAGGAUGGGAAUGGCGUUUCUUCUUUUUUUUGCAUUCUCAGCUAUGGACACAUAAUAGAUAUGUUUUCUGUGGCUGCAUAACAAAUUUACCAGCUUAAAACCCACAUUUCGUCUCACAGUUUCCAUGGGUAGGGAGGGCGGACGUGGCCCAGGUGCGUGCCCGCUCAGGGUCUCCGUCCGGGUGUCAGCCAGAGCUGGCAUUUCCCCUGACGCUAGGGGUCCCCUUCCAAACUCAUGUGGCUAUUGACAGAAUUCACUUCCUCAAGACUGUUGGAAUGAGGCCAUCCACGCCCAGAGGCUGCCACGUUUCCCUGCCACAUGGUCCUCUCCACAAUGGGGCUGUUUGCAUCUUCGAGGCCAGCAAGAGUGGGCCUCUUUGGCACCCGAUCUCUUUUUCCAGGAAGGCCCGGACUCUCUUUGGAAAGGACUCGCCUGAUUAGGCCAGGCCCACCCAGGAUCAUCUCCCUCUUGAUUCACUCAGAGUUAAUUGUUCAGAGAUCGUAAUUACAUCUUCAAAGUCACUUUAUCUUUACCACAUAAUGGAACCUAAUCCUGGGAGUAAAAUCUCACCAUCUUCACAAGGGCCAGUACACACAAGGAGAUUUCACAGGAAACGUGCACUGGGGGGCAAGCACCCUGGGCGCCAUCUCAGAAUGCCGCCUACCGUAGAUCCUUAACACACACUUGUUGAAUGUAAAGGGGUGAAGGAAGGAAUGAAUGAACUGUACUAACGAAUGAAUCACAAAUGACGUAGCAACAGGGUUACAGUCCGAGAUGGACUGCCAAUUCGAACCAAAAAGAGAAAUCCAGUGUAAAUAACGCCUUUUUAAAAGUACACACAGAUGGGCACUCCUCCCCAAAUUCAUGAAGAGGUGUGCACAGAUUUUUGGAUCUCCUCCCACAACAGAUCCAGAAGGCAGUGGUCUGCUCAAGACGAAAGGUCCCACAGGCGGUGGGAGCGUCCUCUGUGACGGAGGUGUGACGAGGGCUUUCCUGAUGAGAGUCCCCUUCUAUGUGCUUGGUCUGGGGCUGUGGCCUGGAGCUCCCGGGGACGUUGACACACAUUUGGAAAAGGCUGGCCCUGCCUCUAGCACCUGUGGGAGCUCCUGUGUCCGAGUGGGAGCCGCUCCGUGAGCACAGGAGGAGAAGCCGGCUCUGCAACAUUCCUAAGAAACAGGGUGUUGCCCAUACACACCCAGGGUUGCAAGGAUGUUUAUCACCUCCCAGGGUGCCACACAGCCCACAUCUGCCCUGGCAGUUAGUACUGGGCUCUGCUUAAUUUAGAGAAAUUUAAAAGGUGCAGAAUAGUAGAAAGACUGGUGUGACAAGCACCUGUAUUCCCACUGCGUCAACACUGUUGAAAUUUUAUUUCCAUGUAGUCAUUUUAUUAUCAUUAAAGAAAGUAUUACAGAAAUAAUCAGUCUGCUCUAAUGCCCACACUUAGUUUCAUUCCCCUCACGCUACCAAGAGUUUGGCGUCUGUCCGUUCGGUCAACUUUAUAGCUACAUACGUUGUGUACGUGUGUGUAAAUAUAUAUUUGUAAGCAUCCAUCAGCACGUUUUACUUAAGUCAACGCUCUCAUCCCACAUGUAUUGCACAUAUUUAUGUUUCUGCGGUCUGUUGAAGAAAUACAGAUCAAGCUCACUUAUUAUAACGGUUGCAUAGGAGCUCAUCAUGGAAAUAAACUCACCAUUUAUCCGUU